CUGCGCGCCGGAAGCGGCCCAGCCUCUGCGCUUUGCCGCGGCUGCUGCCCGGCGGCCUGAGGCCGCUAUGCCGGUCACCGGGAAGACCUUCCGCCGGCGCCGGGCCGACUCUGAGUCGGAGGAAGAUGAGCAAGAUUCCGAGGAGGUCAGAUUGAAGCUGGAGGAGACCCGAGAGGUACAGAACUUGAGGAAGAGGCCCAACGGGGUGAGUGCUGCCGCCCUGCUGGUGGGGGAGAAGGUACAAGAAGAGACCACUCUAGUAGAUGACCCCUUCCAGAUGAAGACAGGGGGCAUGGUGGAUAUGAAGAAGCUGAAGGAAAGGGGCAAAGAUAAGAUCAGCGAGGAGGAGGACCUGCACUUAGGGACAUCAUUUUCCGCGGAAACCAACCGGAGGGACGAGGAUGCAGACAUGAUGAAGUACAUCGAGACAGAGCUGAAGAAGAGGAAGGGUAUCGUGGAGCACGAGGAGCAGAAGGCAAAGCCCAAGAACGCGGAGGACUGUCUGUACGAGCUCCCCGAGAGCAUCCGCGUGUCGUCGGCCAAGAAGACGGAGGAGAUGCUCUCCAACCAGAUGCUGAGCGGCAUCCCCGAGGUGGACCUGGGCAUCGACGCUAAAAUCAAAAACAUCAUCUCCACGGAGGACGCUAAGGCCCGCCUGCUGGCAGAGCAGCAGAACAAGAAGAAAGACAGCGAGACGUCCUUCGUGCCCACCAACAUGGCUGUGAACUACGUGCAGCAUAACCGAUUUUAUCACGAGGAGCUCAAUGCCCCCAUCCGGAGGAACAAAGACGAGCCCAAGGCCCGGCCCUUGCGAGUGGGCGACACAGAGAAGCCAGAGCCAGAGCGGUCCCCACCUAACCGCAAGCGUCCCGCUAACGAGAAGGCCACCGACGACUACCACUAUGAGAAGUUCAAGAAGAUGAACAGGCGGUACUGACUGCUACAAGGAUGAGCAUGCCCCCCACCGCCACCUGCUGGGGCGUCACACGGCUGCGGGACCGCUGUCAGCAAGACUGGAGCCUUCUCAUCGAUGGCAAACUCAUUUUAUAAGCAGUAGUAAAGUUUGUUUGUAAAUACUUUCUGUCAGCUUGCUCUGGAAGAACAAGCUGGAAGCAGCGCCACGGACGCGGCACCACGGCCCCCUUGAGGUCAUGCCUGUAUGGCUGCGUCUGCAGAGGCGCCCCCGCCGCGGGUGGGCCCAAUCCUAGCACUCUGCCCUGCAGCCGGGGGUCUCGAGUUUGAGCGCAGCCUCGACAUGUUAGCCAGACCCGGUCUCAGAUAAGGGUGGGGACGAAACCCACACAAAGGCUGUGGGCUCCAUCCCGUGACUCCAAGAAGCUUCUGUUGCGCAGCGCGGGUGCAACAGGCAGCAGGCAAGGCCAGGGCGGCAUCAGGGACACCGGGAUGUUCUGACUUGCACAAAGCUCCAUUUCAUUAAAAGGAUAAAGGAAUAUUUCCUUCCCACUUUUAAGAACUUAAUUAUUAAAUACAAAUCGAAUCCAGCCUCCUUGUUUGAAUCA
This is a messenger RNA of Octodon degus (degu), 1520 nucleotides long. RefSeq names its product chromosome unknown C9orf78 homolog (gene CUNH9orf78). Gene Ontology annotation, biological process: mRNA splicing, via spliceosome. NCBI's taxonomy places the organism in Eukaryota, Metazoa, Chordata, Mammalia, Rodentia, Octodontidae. Bases 68 to 937 code for a protein of 289 amino acids. Gene Ontology annotation, cellular component: spliceosomal complex. The record is from RefSeq and is a predicted model, not a curated record. The transcript has 9 exons.